ACAGAAAAUGAAAAAGAAUACAAGAAAAAUUCCUCCCUGCCCUCUUGCUUAGUCCCCGCAAUCGAAUCGCGGUGGCUUCAACAAAAAUGACCAAAGAAUUCUCGGUGCCACCGGUGGUCUUCCGCUCCGGCGGUGGAGUCAACCCUCCUGCCGGAAACGUUAACCAACGCCGCGUACCAACGGCUCCGUUCCAACCCUCACGCCCUCCAUCCUCCUCCUCUUCCGCCAUACCUUUCAUGUCCUUCGACAUCGGCUCCGCCCCGUCAUCGUCCGGGUCCUUCGGCGGCACAAUCUCUACCUCAGGAGCAUCCGGAUCCGCCUCGUUCGACGACGAAGAACCCCUCCUCGACGAACUCGGCAUCCAUCCUGGCCAAAUCUGGCACAAAACAAAAUCCAUCCUCAACCCCUUCCGGGUCAACCCGACGGCCCACAAAGACUCGGACCUAUCCGGCCCAAUCUUCCUCUACUUAUCCCUCUGCUUAUUCCAACUCCUCGCCGGCAAGAUCCAAUUCGGCGUAAUCCUCGGCUGGAUCGUCGUCUCCUCGAUUUUCCUCUAUAUAGUUUUCAAUAUGUUAGCCGGACGCAACGGCAACCUGGAUCUGCACACGUGUACGAGCGUGGUUGGUUAUUGUAUGUUGCCGGUGGUGAUCUUAUCAGCCGCGUCGCUUUUUAUUCCGCAAGGGAGCAGCGUCCCUAGGUAUGCAUUGGCGGGAGUUUUUGUUGUGUGGGCCACUAGGGCUUGCACCAAUUUAAUGGUGACGCUUGCUGAUGGAGGUGAAGAACAUCGUGGCCUUAUUGCGUACGCUUGUUUCUUGAUCUACACUUUGUUUUCGCUUCUUGUUAUAUUUUAAUUGAAGUCCAGUUUCUUUUCUUUUCUUUUCUUUUCUCUUUAGAGUUAGUUUCUCAGUGGAUGAUAUGAAUGUCAAAGGGGGUUUUUUUUUUGUUGAAUUUUGAUAGCUACAAUGUUAAAUUGAACUAAAAUUUAACAGAAUUGUGCUUUCCUUUUUUUUUUUUUUUGCUUAUAGUUGCUUUUUAUGAUCUAGUAAAACUCUUUAAUUAUUUUUUGAUUGGAAUAUGAACUUGUUUGCAAUUUUCCAUGAACUGAAAUAGGCUUUACCUUCUUUGUGAUUUGUUCUCAUGAAUAUUACUUUUAAUUCAUGAUCAAACCCAAUCCUCGCUAUGCUUUCUUUUAUGAUUCUGUUUAAUUGGAUACUAUCUUGUUGGAGGUGGUGCGGCUGUUGGGGUUAUUGGCACUCUUCAAGACAACAAUUUAUUCAUGAAGGCAAAGCAUUAGGGAAGCCAGAAGAAAACUUUCUAUUUGGGCCUUAGGAAAAGAGUGUUUUUCGCUGCACACCUUGAUUGUCUUGAGAGUGAUGCUUUUAUUAUCUCUUUUUACAGUUUUAGAGGCUAGAUGAGCUUAGUUUUGGAGAGGCUUGGAAGAUUUAAGAGCUCUAUGCCUUGUUCAUGUAGUAAAACUUUCUCUUUUAUAAAAUGCUAAAUGUUGUUUUUCGCUUA
Molecule: messenger RNA, 1515 nt
Organism: Theobroma cacao (cacao)
Lineage: Eukaryota; Viridiplantae; Streptophyta; Magnoliopsida; Malvales; Malvaceae
Product: Integral membrane Yip1 family protein
Biological process (GO): endoplasmic reticulum to Golgi vesicle-mediated transport; vesicle fusion with Golgi apparatus
Cellular component (GO): trans-Golgi network; membrane
Source: RefSeq, a predicted model, not a curated record